Messenger RNA from Siniperca chuatsi (mandarin fish), 2632 nucleotides. Its product is annotated as odorant receptor 131-2-like. The transcript has a single exon. The record is from RefSeq and is a predicted model, not a curated record. Gene Ontology annotation, biological process: G protein-coupled receptor signaling pathway. Gene Ontology annotation, cellular component: membrane. Gene Ontology annotation, molecular function: G protein-coupled receptor activity. Lineage: Eukaryota; Metazoa; Chordata; Actinopteri; Centrarchiformes; Sinipercidae. Bases 138 to 1073 code for a protein of 311 amino acids.
UGUGUGCCACAAUGCUAUGCUGCUGCAGGGAAGGGUUUGGUCUUUUUGUGAUAUGAUUUUCAUUUUCUUUUGACAGACACAUUUAAUAAUCACAGUUUAACAUCCAGCAGUACCUCAAAAACUUGCCUAGAAAAGUGAUGGCUGAUAACAACUCACUGGUUGGUGGUGAGUUCUUGCUGCAGCAGAUCAAUGGCCGGGUCAUUGCUGUGCAGGUCCUGGUGAUGAUUUUUCUUUGCAUCAACAUUUUUCUUAUCAUAACCUUUUUUAAAAAGGAGUGCUUCUACACAACUGCACGCUACAUCUUAUUUGCUAUUACACUACUCUCUGAUAGCUUGAUAUUAAUCAUGUCUGAUGUUCUGCUCAUCUUGAGUUAUUUUCAGUUUACAAUGCAAGUUUGGUUAUGUAUAAUUAUCUCUCUUGUAGUAUUUCUGUAUGCUACAGUCACACCAGUUACUCUGACUGCAAUGACCCUGGAGCGCUAUGUGGCCAUUUGCAUGCCCCUGCGCCAUGGACAGCUGUGCUCCACAGGCAGCACUAUGCAUUGCAUCCUCAUCAUACAUGGCCUCAGCUCUGUUCCCUGCAUUAUUGUUCUCUCCACCUUCUUUGCAUCAGCCCCUCUUAGCUUGUACAAACAAUACAGGGGAUGCUCUGUGGAGAUGUUUAUUUUGUACAGAUGGCAGGAUCAUAUUCGGUCAGCUGUAUCUCAGUUUUACUUCUUGAUUAUGUGUAUCAUCAUUGUAUUCUCCUAUGUUAAAAUAAUGACAGUGGCCAAAGCUGCAUCAGGAGAGAAUAAAAAGUCAACAUGGAAAGGGCUCAGAACAGUAAUUCUUCAUGCUUUCCAGCUGCUGCUCUGUCUCAUCCAGCUGUGGUGUCCAUUCAUAGAAACUGCUGUCCUUCAGAUUAAUUUUAUGCUGUUUAUUCAAGUAAGGUACUUUAACUACAUAAUGUUUAGUCUUGCUCCAAGAUGUCUGAGUCCUCUCAUUUAUGGCCUCAGAGAUGAAAAGUUUUAUCUUGAGCUGAAAAGCUAUGUCUUCUUUGGCUUGUAUAAAAAAAAAAAAUGUUCGAGAAAUUAAAUCAAUUGGCUUUUCAACAGAAGAAUUGCACAAAGCAUGUAACUUAUUUACUAAAAUAAUUCUAUUAAAACUUAUAAAUUACUGAGCAUAGCUCUGGUUUCACUUUCUCAGUAGCUAAGAUUUAGACGCAUGUUUUAAAAAUGUUCUACUUCUAAGUCUGAGACCCCUGAGGCAUUUUUACCCAAUAACAAUUUAUAACAUGUAGCCUACUGAUAAUAAAUAGUCCUAUGCCUCAAAUUUGUUACCUAUGCCUAUACUAAAAGUUUUUUAUUGCUUUGUUUGGACCCAGUGUUUAUUUGCUUUUCAUAUCAGUGACAAUGACAUAAAUGUAUGUUUAGAGAAAUUUAUACAGAAAAAAAGCCUCUGCCGACAUUCACCCCCUACACUGUUGAAAAGAGCAACAGCAAGUUUAAAAUGUUAAAUAUGCUGCAAAUUGAUAUGGGGUCUUGAGUUUUGGGGCUGCCAAAACCAGAAUCUAGGAACUUAGAAUGUCACCAGUUCUGGUGCAGGAGGUGGAGCGGUACCAGCUGGAUAUAGUUGGGCCCACAUCUAUGCAUAGCAUCAGCUCUGGAACCAAACUCCUGGAAAAGGGCUGGACUGCCUUCGUUUCUGGAGUUGCCCAGGACAGACACUGUGCAGGUGUGCGGAUACUCAAGAGCCCUUGACCGAGGGCUUUACUUCUUAAUCAUGUUUGUUUCCAUCAUAUUAUCCUAAUUUAAAAUAAUGAACCCCUCCGAGGACUGGACGGUGAGAGCAGUUUGGGUGCCCCUAUGAGCCUGAGAUCUGCGUUGUUGGCUGAGAUGAGAUUGCCAACAGAUUGUUACAUACAUUUUAUGUCUUCUAAACUCUAAAUGCUAUUAUUAAGAUAUAUAUAUAUAUAUACCCAGUGUUUAUUUGCUUUUCAUAUCAGUGACAAUGACAUAAAUGUAUGUUUGGAGAAAUUUAUACAGAAAAAAAGCCUUCACCGACAUUCAGCCCCCCCCAUUCUUGCCGCUUUGAAAAACAUAAAUAAAUACAUAAAAUAUUUUCUUGGUUGUAAUAAAGUAAAAAAAAAGGACCUUGGUUUUUUAUACCAGAUUGAGAGCUGAGCUAUCAUCCAGAAACAAAACUUAGUAGACAUGGUAUGUGAACCCCAACAAUAUUUCAUACUACACACAGUCCCUUUACGCCAAAAAUGCUUAAUAUCAGAACACUUUAAAACAAGUGUAUAUACCUGUAUGUGGUUGCUGAAAGAUAUUUCUGAAUCAUUUUAUCUUGUAAAAAUUGGUGAUUGUAACUCCAUUAUGUUAAAUAAUUAUUUGGCCAUACCCUCUUCUAAUCAAUAGUCUCUCCAUACUAAAUAUAACUAAUAAAUCUGUUUUCCAUUCAUCUAUUUAACUUAUAUACAAUACCCAUGCAAUUUCUGUUGCUUCUUUCUAAACAUAUAAAAUGUAAGGCCAGAGUGACAGUGUGAUGACAGUAAAAGUGGGUAAUUCCAGGGUAUUCUAUUAUAUCUGAAAGGUAAUGUAUCCAACAGGUUUUCCACUCAAAAAUAUAUUAGGUUUAUAUCCAAUUCAUAA